UCCGGUCUGAAGAAGAACCUGAGUCGCGCGACCACGUCCGUGUUGUCCAAGACGGGCAACAUGGACCGGACAACAGACCGCGAAUUCGAGGAAGAGGAGAAGCGCUUCAAGAAUCUCGAGCAAAAAGUCGAAAAACUGCACAGGGAGGCGAACGGAUAUUCUCAGGCUGUGCGAAAUAUGACGGGAUCUCAGCUGAAGAUUGCAUCAAUUAUCGACCAAUUCUAUGAUGAGGGUGCCCCGAUGGGUAUUUAUGGCGUCAAGUACAAGGAGGCUGUUGCCAAGCUGGAACAGCAGGCACAGGAUGAAGUAGAUGCCGCAUACAGGACUACAGUGCUGGAACCCGUCGGACGGUAUUCAGCCUACUUCCCCGAAAUCAACGAGGCCAUCAAGCGACGGAACAAAAAAUUGCUGGAUUAUGAUGCUGCCCGCUCCAAGGUCCGCAAGCUGGUCGAGAAGCCAUCCGAAGACGCCACCAAACUGCCAAGAGCUGAGCACGAGGCCAACGCGCUAAGGGAAACGUACGAGACCAUGAACGCGCAACUGACCUCGGAGCUACCAAAGAUUAUUGAUUCUCGUGUCGCCUAUCUGGACCCCUCAUUUGAGGCGGUUGUCAAGUCACAGCUUUCGUUCUCACAGGAUGCACACAAUACACUGGAGGGUCUCAGGCAGUUUUUCCCCCCGGAAACAGAGGGCUAUGAAUUGGACGAGGCCGCAGAGGGGAUCUUGGCCCAGAUGAGAGAGCUGUCCAUCUGUGGAUUGGCUUAA
Gamsiella multidivaricata is the source of this 765-nucleotide messenger RNA. RefSeq lists its product as uncharacterized. Gene Ontology annotation, molecular function: protein binding; lipid binding. Gene Ontology annotation, cellular component: actin cortical patch; Rvs161p-Rvs167p complex; medial cortex. Lineage: Eukaryota; Fungi; Mortierellomycota; Mortierellomycetes; Mortierellales; Mortierellaceae. Gene Ontology annotation, biological process: plasma membrane tubulation; actin cortical patch localization; endocytosis. The record is from RefSeq and is a predicted model, not a curated record. The transcript has 4 exons. The annotation marks the transcript as partial.